CGAGCGCAUCCGCGGUCAGCUGCGCGGCUCUGAGCGCCGCCUUUCACUCUCCGCGUUGACGAGCGAAGCGGCAAGUGCGCGUCGUCUGUUCGCACACUCGGGCAAAUCUCUGCGAUUCCCGCAGCCGCGAGGAUUCACUCAGGGAGAUGGUGUGGAUGAAUAGAUGAUUUGAGUAUUUGAAGCUCUUGUUUCCAGGGUGAUGAGCUCUGCUUUUUGAGAAUCAGCAUUAUUAUGGGCUGUGUUUGCUGUAAGCUGAGGAAGGCCUCCAAAUCGUCCCCAGUGUCAAAUGCUGACUCAUGUGGCACAGAGGGUGGAGCUCAGGUGGAACGUUACAUUGCGAACCCCACCCCCAGCUCAGGGGUGGGGCUUAUCCCCAAUUACAAUGAUUUCCCUAACACAAUCUCUGGCCCCAGUGGUUUUUCUUCAUCCAGCUUCCCCUCCAACACCAGUCAGUCCCGCUCUACAGCCAUCACGGGAGGAGGUGUUACACUCUUUAUAGCACUGUAUGAGUAUGAAGCCCGGACGGAGGAUGAUCUGAGCUUUCAGAAGGGAGAAAAAUUCCACAUUAUCAAUAACACUGAGGGUGACUGGUGGGACGUGCGCUCUCUGGACACAGGAAAGUCUGGGUACAUUCCCAGUAAUUAUGUGGCCCCUGUGGAUUCCAUACAGGCAGAGGAGUGGUAUUUUGGUAAGAUGGGUCGUAAGGAUGCAGAGAGGCAGCUCCUGGGCCCAAGCAACCCCAGAGGAACUUUCUUAAUAAGAGAGAGUGAGACAACUCAAGGUGCAUACUCUCUGUCCAUCAGAGACUGGGACGAUGCAAAGGGUGACCAUGUCAAGCAUUAUAAGAUCAGGAAGCUUGAUAAUGGUGGAUAUUACAUCACCACACGGAGUCAGUUUGAAACCAUUCCACAACUGGUGGAGCAUUACUCAGAUCGUGCAGCAGGGCUAUGCUGCCGUUUGAUUGGCAGCUGCAGGCGCGGUAUGCCUAAGUUAGCUGACCUAUCAGUGAAGACUAAGGAUGUUUGGGAGAUACCGAGGGAGUCACUGCAGCUCAUUAAGAAACUGGGCAACGGGCAGUUUGGUGAAGUGUGGAUGGGUAGUCAUGAUGGUUUAUGUUACUUCUUAACCAAGCCGUGUCCCAAUUCCACACCCCAGACGCUCGGUUUGGGGCGGGAUGCCUGGGAGAUCUCUCGGGAAACACUGCAACUCAAGAGGAAGUUGGGUCAGGGUUGCUUUGGGGACGUCUGGAUGGGAAUGUGGAACGGCACCACUAAAGUAGCAGUGAAGACCCUGAAACCAGGCACAAUGUCUCCAGAGGCCUUCCUGGAUGAGGCCCAGAUCAUGAAGAGACUCCGCCACGAUAAACUUGUGCAGCUUUACGCAGUGGUGUCGGAGGAGCCCAUCUACAUCAUCACAGAGUUCAUGAGUCAAGGAAGCUUGUUGGACUUCCUCAAAGAUGGAGAAGGCAGAAGUCUGAAACUGCCUCAACUAGUGGACAUGGCUGCACAGAUCGCAGGUGGCAUGGCGUACAUCGAGCGGAUGAACUACAUCCACAGAGACUUGAGAGCAGCUAACAUCCUGGUGGGAGAUAACUUGGUCUGCAAGAUUGCUGACUUUGGACUGGCCAGACUCAUUGAGGACAAUGAAUACACUGCCAGACAAGGCGCAAAGUUUCCUAUAAAGUGGACCGCUCCUGAGGCAGCUCUCUAUGGCAAAUUUACCAUCAAAUCAGAUGUGUGGUCAUUCGGUAUCCUCUUGACUGAACUCAUCACAAAAGGCAGAGUGCCCUACCCAGGAAUGAAUAACAGGGAGGUUUUGGAGCAAGUGGAGCGUGGCUAUCGUAUGCCAUGUCCACAGGGCUGUCCAGCCUCUCUGCAUGAGCUGAUGCUGCAGUGCUGGAGGAAGGAUCCAGAUGAGAGGCACACCUUUGAGUACCUGCAGGGCUUUCUGGAGGAUUACUUCACUGCCACUGAACCACAGUACCAGCCAGGGGAGGACCUGUGAAUGAGAAGGCGCAUGUAAAAUGAUUGCUCCUCCAGUGGGUUAAACGGGUUUUAAGAGUGAUUUCAAUGUGAGGCCCUCAAAUUAAGUCUCCUAAUGAAUGUAUGAGAUGAUGUGCAACUUAUAUUCAUCACCUUCAAAGAAGUGCCUCAUAUCAAAGUCACUUACUAGGGCGGGUAGGAGCAGUCUCCCCUCAAGUAUUAUGUUAUUUUUUAUUAACAUUGUGGCUUUUCUCACAUUGAACAUGGCACAAUGUAAUGCCUGCGAAUGCUGUGUACCUGGCAGUGCACAGUGUUAUUGUAAUAUAGUGAAGCCAUGAUAUUACCAAAAUAUUUCAUACAGGACUUUGUAUAGGACUAUGUACACUUUUAGGUAUACUCUGUGUCCACAAAGCUUCUGUCAGGUCAGUCCAAAUAGCCAAUCCACUGUGAGCACACUGUGUUCUGUAUUCAUUUUCUGUAUACUGUGUCACUUUUGCCAGUCAUUGUAUUGCUUUAUCUGUAUCUUUUUAUCUGAAUCUGUCUGGCUUUAAAAGCUUUAAAAGUAAGGAUGACCCUGAACCAGCACUGCUGUACAAUGAUGGAACUUUGUGCCUUGAAAGCCUGAUGAACCCGAAUUGACAUGUUGUUAAAGUUUAGAGAUUCAUCAGAGACAGAUGAUCUAUCUGCCUGAGAUGGGAUUUAUUACAUUUACCCUUUUACACUGUAUUUUUCAACUCACCACUAUAUUUGUGAUUUUUUUCAUAAUUUAAUGAGUGCCUUUCAAACUAGUGCCUUCAUUUAGCGUUAGUGAUUUGUGUUUGGGGCUGACUGAAGCCCUAAAUCUUAGAUAAUUAUUCAAGUAUGUUGUGUAUUUUGUAUGCUUUUUUUUUCAUUAUAGCAGCCUACUCAA
Messenger RNA from Colossoma macropomum (tambaqui), 2892 nucleotides. It is a transcript of the gene yrk, whose product is annotated as Yes-related kinase. The transcript has 14 exons. Lineage: Eukaryota; Metazoa; Chordata; Actinopteri; Characiformes; Serrasalmidae. The record is from RefSeq and is a predicted model, not a curated record. Gene Ontology annotation, cellular component: extrinsic component of cytoplasmic side of plasma membrane. Gene Ontology annotation, molecular function: signaling receptor binding; non-membrane spanning protein tyrosine kinase activity; ATP binding. Gene Ontology annotation, biological process: cell surface receptor protein tyrosine kinase signaling pathway; protein phosphorylation; cell differentiation. Bases 232 to 2004 code for a protein of 590 amino acids.